Molecule: messenger RNA, 1014 nt
Organism: Durusdinium trenchii
Lineage: Eukaryota; Dinophyceae; Suessiales; Symbiodiniaceae
Source: the annotation of a GenBank genome assembly
GCGUGUAUGUGUAUGUAUAUGCGUGUAUGUGUAUAUACGUGUACGUGUACGUGUGUGUGUGUAGGUGUAUGUGGCAUAUUUUACAAUAUUUAAUGUUUGUUCUUGAUUAUACAAGCUUCAAUGCCAGUUGAGUAAAAGGGGCCAAGGCGGUCUUACUGCUUCUUAGCGAUGAGCUUACUUCACAGGCUUUCCAGUGACCGAGAGUUUGCAUUUAAUUACUCCAUGUCGAGUGUUACCAGUCUGAGCAAGAGUUGCGUGUAUAGACUGUGGGAGCGCCAACUUAUGGGGGACCAUGGCCAUCCCGUCGGUGUUUUCAUGAGUUGUCGUAACUUCCAUGCGUCAAAGCAGACAAUUUUGGACCGCAAUGGUGGAAGCAUGUGGAAGCACUACUCGAGGCAUGAGUGGGAGUUGCUUUUCCAGCCAUCUGAUUGUGGCCCUUGCAGGGUUCAUGUCGUGAGGCCGGACGAGCCAAUCCUGCAAAGCCUUUGCAAUGGCUUGGCUACUUGGGAAGGACAGUCAGAAUCUCUGCAAAACUCAGUGGACCAGGCUUCUUUGCGAGUUGCUGUAGCACAAUCAGCACUUGGCAGCCCAGCCUUCCUCGAGAUUUGCAGGCCGAGCUGUCCACGUGACACAGACCGCAACUCCGAUGCUGCAGAACUGGAGGCACCAAAUCUGCUGCGUGCAGAUGCUGAGCUUCGCGCUGCAGAAGAGGCUUUGCCACCUUCUGGGCGGUAUGCUGCCUUGUUGGAGCGGGUGGUGCAGCUAGGAUCAGCAGAAACAGGUAGGUCAAAAGUGACCAGCCAUGGCCCGGGCAGCUCAGGUGCAAAAAUUGCCGAAGAGAAUGCGUGGCUUUAAAACAGGAUUGCGAGAAAGCACCACGUACAUCUGUAAAGUGCUGCCAGAAUCAAUACUGUAUUACCAAUAUUUACCAAUCACAUGGUGGAGGUUGGAACGACCUUGUCAAAGUCAGCAAAGACGCAGCUGAUCGGACAGGUGAUUUCCGCUCGCUUUGCG